CCGCUUGUUUGGUAACUAGAACACUGGGGGGAACGGGGCUGGGGUGAAAAACGAGCAUAAUUUCUAUUCCUCGGCUUAGUAGACCAACGGCCUGUUCACUAUCCCUCAUUCUCUCUCCCCUCUCCUCUGUGAUCAGAGGUCCAACCCAGAGCUACAAUGGCGACCAGAUACUGGGUAGUCUCUCUUCCCGUUCAAAAUUCGGCAUCAGCUCUCUGGACUCGAUUGCAGGAACAAAUCUCCAAGCAUUCCUUCGAUACUCCUCUUUAUAGAUUCAAUAUACCUAAUCUCCGGGUUGGAACCCUAGAUUCUCUUCUUUCUCUUAGCGAUGAUCUUGUGAAGGCAAACAGUUUCAUGGAAGGAGUGUCACACAAGAUCAGGCGACAGAUUGAGGAAUUGGAGAAAGUUUCUGGCGUUGUGAGCAGCGGGCUGACGGUUGAUGGGGUACCAGUCGAUUCAUACUUGACCAGGUUUGUUUGGGAUGAAGCUAAGUACCCGACUAUGUCGCCUUUGAAGGAGAUUGUGGAAGGUAUUCACGGUCAAGUGGCAAAAAUUGAGGAUGAUCUGAAGGUUCGUGUUGCUGAGUAUAACAAUAUCCGCAGUCAACUAAAUGCUAUCAACCGAAAGCAAAGUGGAAGCUUAGCUGUUCGUGAUCUUUCCAACCUGGUAAAACCCGAGGAUAUUAUAACAUCAGAGCAUUUAACUACCCUACUUGCAAUUGUUCCUAAGUAUUCUCAAAAGGACUGGCUCUCAAGCUAUGAAACAUUGACAAGCUAUGUGGUACCCAGGUCUUCCAAGUUGUUGUAUGAGGAUAAUGAGUAUGCUCUUUAUACUGUAACACUCUUCACACGUGUUGCAGACAAUUUUAGGACUAGUGCACGUGAAAAGGGGUUUCAAAUUCGUGAUUUUGAGUACAGCCAAGAAACACAUGAUAGCCGGAAGCAGGAGCUAGAGAAGUUGGUGCAAGAUCAGGAAAGCACGAGAGGAAUUCUUUUGCAAUGGUGUUAUACAAGUUAUGGAGAGGUUUUCAGCUCUUGGAUGCACUUUUGCGCUAUACGUGUAUUUACCGAGAGCAUUUUGAGAUAUGGUCUGCCACCUUCUUUCCUGGCAGCCGUCUUAGCCCCGUCUGCAAAAAGUGAGAAGAAAGUACGUUCUAUACUUGAAGGCUUGUGUGACAGUGCAAACAGUGCAUACUGGAAGAUCGAGGAUGAAGCAGGGGGUGGUAUGACCGGUCUUGCAGGGGAUUCUGAUGGCCAUCCGUACGUAUCCUUCACUAUCAAUCUCGUAUGAGCGCUCAAAAAAUAAGGGCCUAUCUCAUGUUUCAUAGUCCAUAAAGUAUUUUUCUUUGAACAACAAUAAUGCCGGAGGGCGAUCUAAGAUAUAGUACAUUUGGUUCAAAUUCCAUUAAUUGUUUGGAGCACUAAGACUUAAAAGAAGGGACUGGUGAAUUUUAGUGCAGAGUUUGGGGACCAGGGUGAUCAUUUGCAAUUUGUAUUUUUAAGUUAUUUCACCAGCCUUUCUCGUCUGCGAUAUGAAAUUUGGGUAGUUUUAGACGUUUGGUAUGCCCCUUUAAAUUAUUGUAUGUUUUGUUAA
Prosopis cineraria is the source of this 1590-nucleotide messenger RNA. RefSeq names its product V-type proton ATPase subunit C-like. Gene Ontology annotation, molecular function: proton-transporting ATPase activity, rotational mechanism. Gene Ontology annotation, biological process: proton transmembrane transport. The transcript has 11 exons. The record is from RefSeq and is a predicted model, not a curated record. Gene Ontology annotation, cellular component: vacuolar proton-transporting V-type ATPase, V1 domain. Bases 157 to 1287 code for a protein of 376 amino acids. NCBI's taxonomy places the organism in Eukaryota, Viridiplantae, Streptophyta, Magnoliopsida, Fabales, Fabaceae.